CAUGCCGUCACUGUUAUUCGCGAUGGGCUAUUUCAGCGGUGCGACGGGCUCAGGUGCCGCAUCGAUACAGUAUACCGACGGCGGCGCUCGUUGUCUCCAGGCACUGGCUCAGCCGCGCAUGGCACGAGGGAGAUUUGCAUUGUUUGCCUUUACCAUCUGUCACAGUCUUGCGCGCACAUCCGGUUCGAUUAUCCACGCAUCAUUAACCAUCCCAGGCUGGUAAUGGACGCUCAAGGGCAACGCGUUCUCCGCCGAUGUGCUUUCACGAGGAUAGUACGCUGGAGCCGCGUACGGAUGCUCAAGCUCAAAAGGGCAAUCAUAUUGCCGUCGCC
This is a messenger RNA of Laetiporus sulphureus 93-53, 332 nucleotides long. RefSeq lists its product as uncharacterized. Lineage: Eukaryota; Fungi; Basidiomycota; Agaricomycetes; Polyporales; Laetiporaceae. The annotation marks the transcript as partial. The record is from RefSeq and is a predicted model, not a curated record. The transcript is spliced from 3 exons.